AUGGCGCAAUGGGCAGUACAAGAGAGGGCUGUGAGCAUUCGGGCAGCAUGCCAGGCGUUCGGCAUCAGCCAGACCUGUUAUCGGUAUCAAGCCAAACUGUCUUCAGAGAACAGCGAGAUCGCCAACUGGCUGAUUCGUCUGACGGCCAACCAGCGCAACUGGGGCUUCGGCCUGUGUUUUUUGUACCUGCGUAACGUCAAAGGGUUCAGCUGGAAUCACAAGCGGGUGUACCGGAUCUACCGGCAGCUGGAACUGAACCUGCGCAUCAAGCCGAAGAAACGCCUGGUGCGCGAGAAGCCGGCGCCGCUGGCCGAACCGACAGCCGUCAAUCAAGUCUGGUCGAUGGACUUCAUGCAUGACCAGCUGUCAGACGGCCGCAGCAUCCGGCUGUUCAAUGUGAUCGACGACUUCAACCGCGAGGGGCUCGAUAUUGAAGUCGGAUUCUCGCUGCCGUCCGAACGUGUCAUCCGUUCACUGGAGCAGAUCAUCGAAUGGCGCGGCAGGCCGGAUCGGAUUCGUUGUGACAAUGGCCCCGAGUACGUCAGUGCGGCGCUGAUGGCAUGGGCAAGCCGGCGUGGGAUUCAUGUCGAAUUCAUUCAGCCCGGCAAGCCGCAGCAGAACGCCUACAUCGAACGCUACAACCGCACCGUUCGCUAUGACUG
This is a messenger RNA of Alligator sinensis (Chinese alligator), 662 nucleotides long. RefSeq lists its product as uncharacterized. The annotation marks the transcript as partial. Gene Ontology annotation, molecular function: nucleic acid binding. The transcript has a single exon. Gene Ontology annotation, biological process: DNA integration. The record is from RefSeq and is a predicted model, not a curated record. NCBI's taxonomy places the organism in Eukaryota, Metazoa, Chordata, Crocodylia, Alligatoridae.